Molecule: messenger RNA, 645 nt
Organism: Hymenoscyphus albidus
Lineage: Eukaryota; Fungi; Ascomycota; Leotiomycetes; Helotiales; Helotiaceae
Source: the annotation of a GenBank genome assembly
AUGUCUCACACAAACCUCAUCAUAGACCAGCCUCUGAUCUCAAAAUGGGCCGAGAAAAUGACUAAAGUCCUUCCAGGUGCUCCCCUUAGGAUUGUCACCACCAAUUUUCCGGCAUUUGACGACAUCCUCACCCGUUUGCCGGCUUCUUUCGAAACACUGGAAUCUGAUAUCCUCGUUCGCAUCUUUGGUUUUCUCGAUGCGCCUUCCACAGUUCGUCUCGCACUCACAGGCCCGUUUUUCCUUGAGAAACUGGUCAAAUAUCAUGAUAAAAAGGGCAUUGAUGCUAAGGACCACGAUAAGAAGGAGUCCUGUGACCCCCCGAAGUUUUGGCUCAGAUUUCAAAUACCACUGAUGGGAAAUGAAUUGGUGGAGAUAAAGGGUAUCAUGAGUACUUGGAUGGCAAAGAAGUUCGGACACGACAAAAAGAAGAUAGCGAUUUGUUGCAAAUUCGCCAGAUUUAUUGUAGCAGACGAAAAGAGAAAGAAGUGGCAUUCCAUGAGCCCGUAAGUACGUCCGUACUUGGGAGAGGAACCAUGCUAAUAUUUGUUUCUUUCCAGACGGGCCGUUGUUUGUGGAGUUUGCCGUGACAAGUUCGAAGACUUUGGCAAGUUCUUGAGAGAACGCAGAGGACCUACACAACUUUGA